Messenger RNA from Triplophysa rosa, 2765 nucleotides. RefSeq names its product microtubule-associated protein, RP/EB family, member 1b (gene mapre1b). The coding region runs from base 102 to 878 and encodes 258 amino acids. NCBI's taxonomy places the organism in Eukaryota, Metazoa, Chordata, Actinopteri, Cypriniformes, Nemacheilidae. Gene Ontology annotation, molecular function: microtubule plus-end binding. Gene Ontology annotation, cellular component: microtubule organizing center; cytoplasmic microtubule; microtubule plus-end. Gene Ontology annotation, biological process: spindle assembly; regulation of microtubule polymerization or depolymerization; protein localization to microtubule plus-end. The transcript is spliced from 7 exons. The record is from RefSeq and is a predicted model, not a curated record.
CCGCAUCAAAUCGAAACGAAUCUCUACGUAAUGACGUAAUACGUUCAAAGAACAAACCGACGCAUGAUCUGAGAGAAAGAGGCGCCGGCGAACAAGAGGACAUGGCUGUUAACGUAUAUUCCACCUCAGUGACCAGCGACAAUCUGAGUCGUCAUGAUAUGCUGGCGUGGAUCAAUGAGUCUCUACAGAUGAACUUUACCAAAAUUGAGCUUUUAUGCUCAGGUGCAGCCUAUUGCCAGUUUAUGGACAUGCUGUUCCCAGGCUGCUUACCUCUGAAGAAAGUUAAAUUUGGUGCAAAGCUAGAACAUGAAUACAUUCACAAUUUUAAGUUAUUACAAGCUGGCUUCAAGAAAAUGGGAAUUGACAAAAUAAUUCCGGUUGACAAACUGGUAAAGGGGAAGUUUCAGGACAACUUUGAAUUCGUCCAGUGGUUUAAGAAGUUCUUUGACGCCAAUUACGAUGGCAAAGAAUAUGACCCGGUGGAAGCACGACAGGGCCAGGACACCAUGCCUGCACCCAACCCCUCCAUGUCAGCCCUCAACAAGCCCAAAAAAAUCAUGAAUGCUGCGCCACAAAGAGCAGCCGUAGCGAAAGUAAUGCCCAAGAUGGCGCCCGCCUCCGCACGGAGACCCGGUACCGGUGGUGAUGAGGAAAGGGCGGAGCUUGUUCAAGAGUUAAACAUCCUAAAGUCUACAAUCCAGGAUAUGGAGAAGGAGCGGGACUUUUACUUUGGUAAACUGAGGAACAUCGAGCUGAUCUGUCAGGAGAAGGAGGGGGAGGGAGACCCCACCCUGCAGAAGAUCGUGGAUAUUUUGUACGCUACUGAUGAGGGCUUUGUCAUACCAGACGCUGAGUCAGAAGACCAAGAGGAAUUCUAAUACUUGUGACUUGCAGUUUUAGCCUCCCCAUUCCUGCCCUCGCCACACAGCCGCUGCCCCCACAUCUCCCUCGUCAUGUUAUGCAUUUGGACUUUUAUCUAAACAAACCUCCAUAUUGUUUUGUCUGUUAAAGCAUGCCCAGACACACAUCAUGUUGGAAGAGCCGUUUCAAUUCUCUUAGACCUCCAUUGAGAGGUGCCUGCCACGAUACUCCCGUUUCACUUCAAGAAGCAUGUAAAAUACAAUCUGUAAUAUUGCUUUUCCUCCGAUAGCAACUUCCGACACCCGCAAACGUAUUUAUCUUGUUUUAAAUGUCUCCAAAAGAAGUCUCGGACACUUUAGUAUGUAGUAACGUUUCCCUCCCUCUCUGUUAUGGUACAUAUCCGUGAUGAGAUUUGAGUCGGAAUAGUACCUUACACUGACACAACACUGAGGGACGCGAGAUUGAAAAUGUGUAUAGAUUUUUUUGUGCAAACCUCUUCCUAGAUUCCACUUGUUCUUGGUGCUUGCUUUAGCGUAAGGUAGGUAGCAGUCACCACCGCUCCAGUGUAUAUUUAGUGACUGUGCCUUAUACAGAAUGGAGGGAGUGGACCCAGUCUGAUGUUCAUCUGUUGUUUGUUUUAUGGAUGUAGUGAAGUAUUGUUUAUGGUCCAGCAUGAGUCAGGUUUUGCUGUAAAAUAUGUACUAACACUCUACGUUUGUGCUACGUGAUUUGCAGGCAACAGGACAUCGUCCUGUACUGUGGCGCGGGCAAAAAUCUUAUUUUUAUUAUAAUUUUUAUGUCUUGCAUUUAAAGAAUUAUAUCCGUGUGAACUUCAUUUUCACUACAUUGCUGGACUCGAGGCCAAAAUUUCAGUUGACAAGACAAACCCUGCCCAUCUCUGCGUGGACCGCGCAGAGUUUUCUACCUGUUUUUACUGCCUUAUAUUUAAUGCAUUUUUUCUAUCCUUUCACUCGCACUGUCUUUUGGCAAAUGUUUGUAAUUCAAAUUAAAGUUUUAAGGAUGUAAAGUUUUCUUUUGUUUCUUUUUCGUUCUUUUUUUAAAGCAGCAGCAGAGUUGUGUUCAUCUUGGAUGGAGAAUCAAGACCUUUUUAAAUACCUUUUGAGUUCUUUUAAAAUAUCGCACUCCACGACCAUUCCGCUAAUAAACAUCAUCACGGUUAAUAAAUGUGAGUCACACUAGAGUAAGUUAUCUUAACCUCUCUAAGAAAAAAAAGUUAAGUUUGGAGACAAAAGCUGUACGUCUCAUGCAUUAUGUUUAAAAGACCUGCAUGCUAUAGGAUGCCUGUGUUAUGAUCUGAAGACCACUCAUUUCGUCUAUGUUUGAACUUGAUGGUUUUAGGACACAAUCCUAAUGACUUGUCUUUGGAUCACUGUGCCAGUUCUGAUUUUCUCUGAUGUGUAGCUUGUAUUGGCAUUGUUUUAUGUGCACUGGUUAUUCUGGAUUCUCUGUGUCUGGUUCUCAUUGUUGCGUUUUAAAUCAAUAGCACAUGCAAAACAGCCAAUCAGAGUUUUUAAAUGCCUAGAAAAUCCUCGUUGCUGGUUGCUUUGGUUCACUGGAUUUCAAGUAUUGCUGAAAUUGGAUGGAUGUAACUGUGUUCUAUUCUAAACAGGAGAGUAGGGAAAACUCUCUCACAUAUGCACGAGAGAGUUGUGAUGACACACAAGGUGGAUGCACGUAACACAUGGAAGGGUCUAAUGUGAAAGUGGUUCAUGUCUGUGAAAUGCAGUAGCUCACCCAUUCUUUCCAGACAGUGGCAUUUCUAAACAUCUGUAGCAAUGGACAUUGACACUGUCUCUCCCUGUUUUUGUACUCGCAGGCUGUUAAGAACUUCACAUUUUUAACAAUUUGCCAAGUCCAUUUCUUACAAUAAAACAGUAGUUACA